Molecule: messenger RNA, 3267 nt
Organism: Gallus gallus (chicken)
Lineage: Eukaryota; Metazoa; Chordata; Aves; Galliformes; Phasianidae
Exons: 4
Coding region: 1-3267 (1088 amino acids)
Source: RefSeq, a predicted model, not a curated record
AUGAGCGAGGAGCGGGAGAAGAAGGACGACUCCCAGCCCGACACAGGGCUGCCACGCGGUGCGCCCUGGGCGCCUCUGGCCGGGGGACGCCCUGGCGCGCGGCUGACUGCCGCGACGAACGAGGCCCGGGCGGGCCCGGCCGCUCCGCUGCCACAGGCGGAGAGCAGCCGGUCCGGGCUCGGCCGGGCCGCCGGCGGCCUCCGAAGUCGCUGCCGCGGGGGACGCCGGUGGCGACUUCGCCACCUCCAUCCCACGCCUCCUUCUUCCCACAGGUGGGCCGCACGACGCCGCGAGCGGUGCCGCCGGGCAGCCGCAGCCCGGGCUCGUCCCUCCACGGCGUCCGUCUGCCGCCGCUGCCCGGCCCGGAGAGCUCGCGGACCUCCGGGAGCCGCAGCGCACAGGUACGGAGCCCGAGGGGGACGGGGCCGAACGUCGCGUCGCGUGGGGACCGCCCUCUGCCGGUUCGGCUGUGGGGGGCGGGGCGGCAGCCGCCCGCGGGCUGAGCGCUGCCCUCGGUGCUCCGUGGAGCGUGAGCGGGAACGACCGCGCUCACUCGGUGUUUCUCCUCGGCUUCUCUUGCAGGCGGGCGGGUGGGAGUUCACGCUGUCGGUGACCUGCGGCAGUGCCAGUGGGCAAAGGAGACAGCCUCAGCCACCCCUGCUGCCUCGCUUAAGGCAGGCACGGAUGCCGGCAGCUGCACCCUGGCGUGCGGCAGCAUCUUCUAAUGCCCGUAAGCUGCCUGCUCUGCAAGCAGCAGCCUCUUGCACACCUUCUGCAAGAGGCAGCGCACGUGCCAUGGGCAUUAGAGGCAGCAGACUCCCAGUACUUGCCCCAAGACCUCAGCAACCACCAGAGAUGCCGUGCAGUUGCGACACGUGCUCGGCAAAGUCUGUGAGCGUGCCCAGGCUUCUCGUGCCCCAAGCAGCAGACGACGGUGCCAGUGCUGCCAACACUGCUCAGGGAAAACCGGGCGUAUGCUCCGCGACAUCGAGGGCUGAGGGUCAGGUUCCUGCCCCUGGUGGUUCCCGAACCAGGGAUGUUGGAGUGCAGACGGAGCUGCAAGUGUUGGAAGAGGCUGCUGAGAAGGAAUCCACAGGAUGGUCAUCCGGGCAACUGUGGAGCGCGUCUCUUGCCUCAUCAGAUGAGGAAGACCCCACGUGUUCAGCUUCUCUUCUGGCUGCAGACCCUGGGCCUGGAGGACACCUUCAGCCUUUGCCCGUAACAGGUCCUGAAGAUGGGGAAAGCUCAACUUCUUCCAAGGCUGAAUACUUUCCAGAGGAGACCAAUGCGGCGCCACGUUUCUGGAGACCAUGGGAGGGAGAAGAAACAGCUACCACCACGCCUGAAUUCUCCAACCAAUCUCUGGGAGAAGCACAGAGAUUGCAAGAUCCCGGAGAGGCGUACGGGGAGGUGUAUGGAUAUCCUCCAGUUCACCCAGCAAUCCGGAGAAUCCGGGAUGAGGCGAGGAAGGACCAGAUGCGCUCCAGCUGGAACACAUCCUGGCCAAACAGCAUGAGUGUGCCCCAGCUGCUAAGGCCCCAAGCAGCAGAAGACGGUGCCAAUGCAGCUGACAGUGCUCUGGGCACACUGAGAGCCUGCAGUGUGACAUCGAGGGCUGAGGGCCAGUUUUCUGCUUCUGAUGAUUCCCCAGCCAGGGAUGUCACAGCCCAGGAUUCACAGCUAGAGCUGGAAGAGACUGCUGGGAUAGAAAUGGCAGGACAGUCAUCUGGCACCCUGCAGGCUGCAUCUCUUUCCCCAUCUGAUGAGGCACACGCUGUGUGUUCACCGUCUCUUCUGGAUGCUGGUCCCGGGCCUGCAGGACACCUUGAGCCUCUGCCCGCAUCAGUGCUGGAAGAUGCAGAAAGCUCAGAUUCUCCUGAGGCUGCAAGCUCUGCAGAGGAGGCUGAUGGAGCAUCACUCCCCUUGUCAGUGUCUGAGGGAGGAGCAAGAGAAGAGCCGGCUGUGGCCAUGCCUGAGUCCUCCGGACAAGGUCUGGGAGAAGCACGGAGACUCCAAGAUCCCAGAGAGAUCAACAGGGAGACCUAUGGGUGCUCUCCUAUGAUCCCAGCACUGCGGAGAAUUCGUGAGCAGGACAGAAACGAGCGGAUGUUGUCACACUGGGAUAUUUCCUGGCCAAGGAACGUGAGAAGCCCCAGGCAGCAAAGGCUCCAGGCAAGAGGCGAUGCUUUCAAUACUGCUGGCACUGCUCAGGGCAUGCCGGGCAUCCGGCCCAAGACAUCACGGGCUGCUGUCCGGUUUCCUGACUCUGGUGACUCCCGAGUGUGGUCUCCUAGACUGUCAGUUGUGCAGGAGGAGUCCAGCGAUGACAGCGACAGUGCUGUCAGCACUGCUGAGGGCAUGCAGGAUGCCAGAGACGCUGCAGUGACAGAUAAGGGCACGCACCCGCCCUCCUGUCUUUGCCCUUCACCGCUGGAGGCUGUGGAGGAUGACUGGGAGUGUGACUCUGAGGAAGAUGCUGCAUCAGAGGCAGUCAGCGUCACACCCAGCACAUCUGAUGAUUCAUCUGCUGAGGUGGAGUCCACGUCUUCAGCGUCAUCUGUGGCUGCAGAUCCCAGGCCUGAGGAGCAUGUGUCAGCGUGUGAGGGAGCAGAUGUGGGCCCUCAGCACGAGGUUUCUGCAGAGACUGGAGAAGGUGCACAGAGCUCCGUGUGCUUCAGAGAUGCACCGGAGGAAGGCCCAGGUGCGUCCUCAGGCAGAAAGCCAUCCCAGGGAGGGCCCUGCCGAGCUCAGAUGGCCCACCAAGUGGCACGGAGGCUGGCAGCGUUCCAUGCCCUGCCACGUCCAGCCCAGUCCUCCCAGGGAAAUUCCACGGUGGUACCGCUGCCGCACCACACGCGGCGGCUCGCCGCCGGAUGCCAGCUGUCGUCAGGAUGGCGCUUCGGGCUCUGCGCAGGGUUUUCACCUGCAGCUGCAUCAGGGGACAGCGAGAGGAGAGGCAUGAGGCUGCAAACACCAGGCAGCUCCCAGAGACGGAAGACUGAUCCUGUAGCUCCUGAGGCAGGUCCUGCAGCUACUUCAGGCCCUGCGACGGGGCUCAGCUGUGUCCCGCACUCCGCUCCUGAGGCGGCUCUCCACAGACUGCAGCCUCAGUCCUUCAGGCCACGCCCGCCUGCUCCGGCGCGGGCUCCUCCACAGAGCGCGGCACAUCCGAGCUCUACACGGGUCCUGGAGAGCUGCAACACCAAGACAGGACUGAGGUGCGGACCGGCGCUUGGGCCGGGUGUACUUGGCCAGGCCGGGCACUGA